Messenger RNA from Diabrotica virgifera virgifera (western corn rootworm), 3051 nucleotides. RefSeq lists its product as uncharacterized. NCBI's taxonomy places the organism in Eukaryota, Metazoa, Arthropoda, Insecta, Coleoptera, Chrysomelidae. The transcript has 4 exons. The coding region runs from base 108 to 611 and encodes 167 amino acids. The record is from RefSeq and is a predicted model, not a curated record.
AAAUAAAGAGCACCCCAAACAAUCUGGUCUUGAAGAAUGUACAGCCAGAAGUGACCGGUCGAUAUAAAUGUGAAGUAUCCUCGGACGCUCCCAACUUUUAUACUUUGAUGCAAUCUGGAUAUAUGUAUGUGAUCGAUGUGCCUGCAGAAGAUCCCAUACUGACAAUGGACAAAGAAAUCUUAGAUACAGGAUACAGGUUGAAGGGAAAUUGUUCAGCCCCGUCUUCAUAUCCGCCUGCCAACAUCACAUGGCUUCUAAAUGGGAAACCGAUAAACAGCAGUUAUCAGCAGCGCAUUCAACCCCACGACUAUAACAUGAAGGUCAGCAGCACUUUCUCAGCCACCAGAAGGAUCCCCUUAGUGACGAUUUCCGGCAUUGAAUUGGCCGUCGACGAGAACAGUUUCCAAGGUGGGAAAGCUCGCGUUUCCUGCAUCGCCAAUGUUUUCCAUUUAUACAGACGAGAAAAGAGUAUCGUAUUGGACGAAGACAGGCCGAGACCUAGACCAUCUUCUGUCUUGGGGACACGGGACGCCAGUUCAGAAGCUGCGAAGUUGGUCAGCACUUUCUCCUUAUUCUUCUGUACUCUACAAAUAUUUGUCACAGUACGGUAACAAAUACAGGAAGAGGAAGUUGAACCCUGGUAAGAAUUUGGACUGAUAUCUGGUGACUUUAGUGAAUGAUAGUGAAGGAGUUAACACCAGAGGGUAUAACGAUGUGAUAUGGACCAAUAUGGCUUGUGUAAAUAUAAUUCACUGAUAAAAUGUAGACUUAAUCCGAUCCAAAUAUUAUUUGAGUUUAUGUAUUUUAUUCAAAAUUACUCAUAGAACUAAUUUUAAUGAAUGUUAUUAUGUCACUAAAAUCUAUAAAAUUAAAAACUGAAUUUUGUCGAUUUAAAUAACAAAAAAAAAUAAAAUUAAAUAAUCAGAUUUAACGGACGAUACUGUGAAAAAAUUAUUACGCUUGAAAUCGACCAUUAAAUUUUCAAAAUAUAAAUAAUCGCAAUAAAAUAACAUAAAAUAAAAAAUGAUAUAUUGUUAAUGUUAUUAAAGAACAUAUUUUAUGCAUUCUAGCAUCAAAUUCAUAUCAGCUGUUCACUUUAAUUUAUUUUAUUUAGCGUAAUGCUAAAGUUGAGUUUUGUGUAUAAACAAGGAGGAUAAAACAUUGCAAACAGUAAAUUAAUAUCAAUAAUUAAUUUCUAUAAAAAUAAUCUGCUAUGCAGACGAUGAAAUACUAAUCUCUCAAAGUGAAGAUGAUUUACAAUGUAUGCUGCACCAAUUUAACAUAACCGCCAGAAAAUUUAACAUGUUAAUUUCACCAAAAAAGCCGAAAUGCAUGGUUAUAACAGCAAAUCCAUAAAUUGGAGCUAGAGGGUCAGACAAUAGAACAAGUUAUGGAGUUUAAAUAUAGGCAUCACACUAUCUAGCUACGGAAGGCUCGAAACAGAAGCGGAAGAUCAAGUGAAUGAAGCAAAUAGAGCCGUAGGUUGUCUGAAUAAAACAAUAUGGAGAAAUAAAAAUAUUGGAAAAAAAUGAAAAGCAGAAUUUACAAAACAGUCAUCAGUAUAUUAUGUUACGGUUGAUGUAAUAAAUCCGGUCUGUAUUAAUAAUUACCGGUCAAUAUUAAUAGUAACCCUAGCAGCCUGUCAAUGUGAUUGGUAAUGCCUCUAUAUUUAAAUUUACCAGCUAUUACUAAUAAUUUCCUAACAAUUCUGGUCAAUGUAAUAAAAACGCAUUUUGGGCUUCACUAUUGUUUAUUUAUGAAAUUUGAUAAUAAAGUUAAACACUUAAACAGAAUUUAUUAAUAAAAAACUCAAGUAAACACCUUAUAAGUAAAAACAAACUCAUACACAGGCAUUAGGCUUUAAGUUACUAGACUAUAAUUACUUGUUUUGAUAGGAAAGUCUCUUGUGGCACUUAGAAUAAUUAAAAAGAAUGCUAAAUUUUUGCAUUUGCAGCGUUUUUUAUUGCAUUGGCCGCUACAAUUGCAGUGGCGGAAUCCUUGACUGCCUAAAUUCGAAUCUUUACGAACGCAUUCACUGAGACUUAUCUCAGGAUCAAGCGCUUCGUUGACUGAAAUAGUUGUUUCCUAGCAGGUGGUAAAUUUGUUUUUUGCAUGAAGUUAAUUUAAAUGUCAUGCUUAUUGCCUAGCUUGUAUAUCUUUCCAUCUAUCUUCUUCUUAAAGUGCCUACCUUGGCGAUCAUCAUGGCUAUCUUAACUUUGUUUACCGCAGCGCGGAACAGUUCAGUGGUAGUCGUGAUAUACCAUUUUCGUAAAUUUUGAAGCCAGGAAAGGCGUCUUCUUCCCGGUCCUCUUUUACCAUUUACCUUCCCUUGGAGAAUCAGUUGAAGAAGGCCGUAACGUUCUUGCUUUCUUAUUACUGACAUGUCCUAGAUGUCCUUUUUAUCUAUAACAGAAAUAAUAAUGGCAAUUAUGUUUCGGCUAUCGGCCUUAGCCGAUAUUAAUUUCUAGAAUUCGCACUCUAACACUUUGAUCUACUUUUUCAACUAUCAUUAGAAUGCUUUAAUAUUCUGUCAGAUUAUUUUAAAAUGUGACUGUUUAGCAAAAUCCCGAUUCUCCUGAAUUUUCUUUCGAAGUUUUAUCGAUUGCAGUACCAUCUUCUUCGCCUCCAUCAUUUUCUUUAACGCCAAUACUGGCAUUUUCUUGCUCAUUGACAGAAUUUAUCGCAAUCACAUUAUGUUCGAUUGGCUGCUAGUGUUACCUGUAUCUUCAAUAUUCGUUAACUGUGAAUCCUCGGUGAUAUUGUUGAGUUACAUAUCACCACGGGGCUUUACUUUAUCAUCAGCGUCAUCAGAAUGAUCUGCUAUUAUCGCUUCUAAAUCUUCUUCUGAUUUCGGAUAAAGUACCAGGAGGUAACUAUGUUUUUAAUAUCACUUUAUAGGCUAUUGAUUAUAUUCAAAAUAAGAUAGCUAAAAGGAACUACAACGUUAACGGGGUUUUAUUAUUUGAUAUGGUCAAUGGACAUCUAUGUAUGAAAAAACCGCGGAGUGCUACCAUUUAAAGGGGUGCGUUUUUGAGAAAUGGGUGAAUUAGU